This is a messenger RNA of Oncorhynchus mykiss (rainbow trout), 1034 nucleotides long. It is a transcript of the gene plscr3a, whose product is annotated as phospholipid scramblase 3a. Gene Ontology annotation, molecular function: phospholipid scramblase activity. The record is from RefSeq and is a predicted model, not a curated record. Gene Ontology annotation, cellular component: plasma membrane. Gene Ontology annotation, biological process: plasma membrane phospholipid scrambling. NCBI's taxonomy places the organism in Eukaryota, Metazoa, Chordata, Actinopteri, Salmoniformes, Salmonidae.
AAAACACACCUUACACGCCUGAAUCACUUCUGAUUGCGUCGAUUACUUAGCACAUACAGAGAACAACACCAACACAGAGAGCAACACCGUCAGAAGCUCUGGCAACAGAUAGCAAGGAAUUUGUAUGCUGCUACUGAUCCUACCACGCCAUGGAAAAUAGCUUUCGAUCAACAGGAGUGCCCCCUGGCCUGGAGUACCUAACACAGAUCGAUCAAAUCUUGAUCCAUCAGAAAAUGGAACUGCUGGAGGCCAUCACUUCCUUUGAGACUAAAAACCGGUACGUAAUCAAGAACAGUUUGGGACAGGAAAUCUACACGGCCAAGGAGGAUAGUGACUGCUGCACCCGGAACUGCUGCGGUCCCAACCGCAUGUUUGAGAUGAAGAUCAAAGACCACAGUGGCCAGGAGGUCAUGCACCUGGUCAAGCCCUUCCGCUGCACCUCCUGCUUCUGGCCCUGCUGCCUGCAAGAGAUGGAGGUCCAAUCCCCUCCUAGCACCACCAUAGGUUAUGUGGUUCAGAACUGGCAUCCCUUCAAGCCAAAACUGUCCAUCCUAGGAGCUGCCAAAGAGACUCUCCUGACGAUUGAAGGUCCUUUCUGUGCCUGUAGCUGCUGUGGAGAUGUUGAUUUUGAGGUGAUGGGUAAGGACAGUGACCAGCCCAUUGGGAGAAUAAGUAAGCAGUGGAGUGGGCUGAUAAAGGAGGCCUUCACUGACUCAGACAACUUUGGGAUCCAGUUCCCCAUGGACCUGGAUGUCAAGAUGAAGGCUGUGCUGAUGGGGGCCUGCAUCCUUAUUGAUUUCAUGUUCUUUGAAAGGAGUGGUGACAGUGAUCAACGGUGUUCUGUAUUUGGAUAAGAGAUUGAGUUUUUGAUCAUGUACAAAUUACAUGAUACUAUAGUUGAUAAUGACAUGGCUAUUGGAUGCAUAUGAAUCACAUAACAUGACAUUUAAGACAAAACAAAUAUGUGUUCUUUAUUAAUUCAAUAUAUUCAUCUGUAUUUUGGAUGUCUGAAUACAAUAUUCAAACAUUUGUAA